AUGCCUACUUCGUCCUCAAACAGCAACUCUGGUAGCUCCGGCUCCAGCAGCUCCAGCGGUGGCGGCUACGAAAUCACCUCCAGCGGAACCAACGACCAGGGCAACCACUAUUGCUCCCGCGAUUACGGCUCCUCUACUAGCAACGACAACGCAUACCACUACUCCAAUACCGAUGGCAUGAGCAUGUUGUCUUGA
Molecule: messenger RNA, 195 nt
Organism: Recurvomyces mirabilis
Lineage: Eukaryota; Fungi; Ascomycota; Dothideomycetes; Mycosphaerellales; Teratosphaeriaceae
Exons: 2
Coding region: 1-195 (64 amino acids)
Source: RefSeq, a predicted model, not a curated record